Stegastes partitus (bicolor damselfish) is the source of this 3050-nucleotide messenger RNA. It is a transcript of the gene angpt1, whose product is annotated as angiopoietin 1. Lineage: Eukaryota; Metazoa; Chordata; Actinopteri; Pomacentridae. Gene Ontology annotation, biological process: blood coagulation. Bases 318 to 1877 code for a protein of 519 amino acids. The transcript has 9 exons. The record is from RefSeq and is a predicted model, not a curated record.
ACCAGGGGAGGUCUGACGACAGCAGCUCGCUCUCAAUGCACACACUCGUAAAGGCUGAUUUAGUGGAGCAGCGCCUCCGUUUGUAAGCCGGCCGUCACUCUGCAGGAGAUGUGUGCAGCUUUCCCCGCCAGGACACAAACUUGAAGGAGGUUUGGAAAUGCAGCAUGGCAAGAAUGUGUGCAGGAGGUCCAGGAUGGAUGACACAUGUUUGAGGCCAGCUGUGUUCUGAUCCAGCUCUCUGAGGAACAUCUUGUAAAGCGGGAGCAGCUGAAGACACGAGAACUUAAUUCACCUUCUGACCUGUUUGUGAUCCUGCUAUGAUGCCGUGGUGCCACUUUGGGCGGCAGCUGCUGUCGCUGGCGGCGCUUCUGGUGAUUGUGAGCUGUGGAGGAGGAGAUCAGCGACGAGAGAGCAGCAGCAGCUCAGCCGGCAGCAGCAGCAGCAACAGGCGCUUCCACAAGAUCCAGCACGGCCAGUGCAGCUACACCUUCAUCCUGCCGGAGGGCGACGGAGCUGCUGGAGGCUCCUGCAGGGAGGCCAAGGCCAGCAGCAGCUCGCAGUACAACGCCAACUCUCUGCAGAGAGACGCGCCGCCGCCGGAGCCCGAGUUUCCCAACCAGAAGAUCCAGCAGCUCGAGCACAUCAUGGAGAAUUACACCCAGUGGCUGCAGAAGAUCGAGAACUACAUCAAGGAGAGCAUGAAGACGGAGAUGGCUCAGCUGCAGCAGAGCGCCGUCCACAACCACACGGCCGCCAUGUUGGAAAUGGGAACCAACCUUCUCUCUCAGACGGCCGAACAGACACGGAAGCUGACCGACGUGGAGACGCAGGUUCUGAAUCAAACGUCCAGACUCGAGAUCCAGCUGCUUGAAAAUUCUCUGUCCACCAACAAGUUGGAGAAAGAAUUAAUGGUUCAAACCAACGAAAUCAGCAAACUGCACGACAAGAACAGCCUGCUGGAGCAGAAGAUGCUGGACAUGGAGGUGCGACACCAGGAGGAGCUGGACAGCCUGCGGGAGGAGAAGGGAAGCCUGCAGGCGCUGGUGGGUCGACAGAGCGGCGUCAUCCGGGAGCUGGAGGCCCAGCUGAGCCGGGCCACGGGGAACAGCACCGCCCUGCAGAGGCAGCAGCAGGAGAUGAUGGACACCGUCCACAACCUCCUCAACCUCUGCUCCAAGGACGGAGUCGUUCCCAACAGCACGAAGGUGGCCGACGAGGAGAAGAAGUUCAGAGACUGUGCUGACCUCUACCAGGACGGCUUCCAUAAGAACGGCGUCUACACCAUCCAGAUCAACCCGCAGGAGACCAAGAAGGUGUAUUGCAACAUGGAAACAGCCGGCGGCGGAUGGACGGUGAUGCAGCGGCGGGAGGACGGCAGCGUGGACUUCCAGAGGACGUGGAAGGAGUAUAAGAUGGGCUUCGGCAGCCUGUCUGCAGAGCACUGGUUGGGGAACGAGUUCGUCUACCAGCUGACCAGCCAGCGGCAGUACGCCCUCCGAGUGGAGCUGACCGACUGGGACGGACACCAGGCCUUCUCCCUGUACGACCGCUUCCAGGUCGGCAGCGAGAAGCAGAACUACAGGCUGUUCCUGAAGAGCCACAGUGGGACUGCAGGCCGGCAGAGCAGCCUGGUGAUCCACGGAGCCGACUUCAGCACCAAGGACAUGGACAACGACAACUGCAUGUGCAAGUGUGCGCUGAUGCUGACCGGCGGCUGGUGGUUCGACGCCUGCGGUCCGUCCAACCUCAACGGGAUGUACUUCACUCACGGCCAGCACGUGGGGAAGCUGAACGGCAUCAAGUGGCACUACUUCAAAGGGCCCAGCUACUCGCUGAGGGCCACGGCCAUGAUGAUCCGCCCGCUGGACUUCUCCUAGUCCCGGCUCGGCCCGACCGUCCAGCAGCUACCCGACACAUUAGAGGGACGCUUCCUAUUUUAUCCUCGUUUUGGCCGGGAGCCGCCCGGCGGACCUCUUCCUGAAGCCCAGAGCGGCGGACGUUCUGCACCGGAGCCUUGUUGCCCUCAUGGGACUGAGCGUGAGGAAGCAGCACCGAGCCGACCGACAGGACGGAGCCGCCGUGCACACGUCGGUCGGCCGGUUUGGACUCAGCAGAACCACGUCUCUGGGACUUGUUGUCAUAACUGGACUCUUGUGGAUGAGAGCAGCUAGAAGAGCAGCAGAGACUCUGAAAACCUGCAGGACAGAAACUGUUUUUUUACUCCGGCGUUGCAGCUCAUAGGUUCUGCCUCCGCGCUAUACUCUGUGUUUGUUCUAUUACUGUUUGUUAUGCAGCUCGUCUUCGGUACCGUUCAGGCUCUCGUUACGUAAAACGCUCGGUGAGAAUCACACAAUUAUACACCUUCUAUUCUGACAGAGUGAUUAUUUUUAGAGUUCGACAUGUGAGGUUAUUAUUGGACUCGGUUCUGGACUCGGAUCUGUUUCUCUUCGCUGCUGGCUGAGAAACGGCUGGAAGCUGCCAAAGCCGGGACCGUGAGCGAUCGUUUACCUCCGCCGAGGACGAAAACAGACCAGGAUGAAUUCAGAUGCACGUAAUGAGCAGGAGGACGGUCCGGUCGGAUACCCAAACCCGAAAUAGACGCCACACGCUUCCUCUGAUGCUUAUAUUAAGCCAACAGCGAGCCACGAGGUUCUCCUGUCGGAUGCAUGACCUCCGACCUGCAGAUCAUUAAGACCUCCUCCUCCAGAACCUUUCUCAUCAGCGUGACAGAGAGGUUCUGUUUCCCAUCACAGCAGCUUAGAGAGAGGAAAAUAAGAAUCAGGGUUGGACCCGAAGCGUGAAGCGACCGACCCGCAACAACAACACGACCUGCUGUCUGUAGAAGUCCAGCUGACGUGUUUGUUAGCGCCGCAGCAGCAGAACUCGCCGGGCGUGUGUGAGCAGCUUCCCUGAGUCCGAUGUUGGUUCUGAAGUCGAGCAUGAAACAAGUCAGAAUAAUAACCGUGAACAAUGUUGAUAACUGUGCUUUACCUCAUGGUGCUGUAGAUGUGCAGGUGUGUGGCUGGAUGAAUAAAGCAGCUUCACUCUGA